GAGUAUUCCGUAACGCAGCCUCCAAAAUCACCUACAGCGUCUUAUCCGCAUUUACCGUGGCGAGAAUUUGAAUACGAUGCAAUAUAUGCCGAGGUACUACCUCAACAUCGCCUAGCCUGCAUAUAUCUCGGAAGACGAACCAAACGUAGCGCCAGCUAGCUUCUGGCUGACGCUGGUCGCCGUACCGUAACCUAUCAUAAAAUAUGACCGCUCGAGAGCGAAUCAUUGGCUCGCUCAUCAUUGUCGGACACCACGGAACGGGUAAUUUGACACGCUUGAAGUCGCAUACUGAGCUAUACGGCCGCCAGCGCGUUCAAGGAGCCAACACAGCUCGUGCACAAUUAGGCAUGCUUUCCAGCAAGAGUUUCUCGGUUAGUUUCCUUCGUCUGCCUUCUGUUAUAACCCGAUCCGAACCCUAUCGCCACCCACUACUUGCGGAUCGGGGGGACCCAAUAUGCUCUGUUAUGAUUUGUUCGGGGAUGAGACAGUUCGCAUCGACGUUCCCGCCCAGGGUGUUGACUGACGAGGCUCAUCUAUCACAUGAUGAUAUGGGCCGCCGUACCAUGCUGGUAAACUGCUUCUCGGCAAAUGCCAUCCCACUAAAUAGGACUGCCAUUGCGACUGGACGGCCUUCCGGUGUAGGUUUCGGCAGGAAGACGGCUGCCCACCGCCAAGGCAGGGACAAGGAGCAGAUCCGAGGCGGAAUGGCUAUGACGUAUCGAAAGGCCAUUCCAAUGCUUCGAGGAGGGAGAAAACUAGGGGAGAUUCCAUCUGACCAUCGAACGACCUUGAUCAGCGACCGUAACCAGGGCAUCUCCGGGGGGGGGGGGGGUGUGAUAUCGACAUGACGAUGCGUUCGGGCGUUGAAGCUUGUGAAACAAUAGGUAUCAACGCGUAAGUCGCAUUGCCUGCCGGGCGCGAAGAGUUAAGGUGGGCCGUGAAGAACGCCACGAUCCCUGUGGGCGGGCCUCCAUGAUCCAGUCGUCA
Molecule: messenger RNA, 987 nt
Organism: Durotheca rogersii
Lineage: Eukaryota; Fungi; Ascomycota; Sordariomycetes; Xylariales; Xylariaceae
Exons: 1
Coding region: 204-848 (214 amino acids)
Source: RefSeq, a predicted model, not a curated record